AUGAAGGUUCUAGUUUCAAUUUUAUUUGUUGCCUUGAUCUCGACGGCCUUUGGAAGCCCGGAAGCAUCUGUGACUGUGCGACAAAGAAGAGAUGUUGAUUUUUUGGCAAACACGAAGGUGCUCAUUCAACAACUAAUAGCCAACUUACAAAAAGCCGCACAGCAAGCAAGCGAUGCGAUCACUACCUUUAUAAGUGGCAUGCAGCAGCAAAUGCAGUUGUUUGGUCAAAAGGUCCUCGAUGACAUACAAAAUCUUCGCAAAGGUAUACAGGAGGCGAUCAAAAAUAUUGCUGAUAAAAUCACAGGAGUCGGGCCAGCUGUCAAAGCCUGUAUUGAGCAACAACAAGACGCCGCUGAACUUCUGUUCUCAAAGGCACGUGAGAACUCCAACCAAUGUGCUAGCGAGUACGUCGAAGACAUACAGACUAUGGUAGACAAGCUUCAGAUAUUAGCAGACGGUGCUGUCAACUAUACUAGAGUAGCCAGGGACCAAAUGGAAGAUUGCGGCAAGAACAGCACCAGUUUAUUCAAUACAGGAACUUGCCUUGGCGGUCUUUUAGUCAAGACUGAAUAUCAAGGAAUCGCAUUCGCUACCCAGAGUACUGUGAUGAUGUCUAAAAUCAACCUCUCCCUUCUAACGUUGCCCGCCGCUCUAGAGAUGUGUGCAGGAAGAAGCCUUAUGUCUGCUGGCGCCGAAGCAAGAUCAAUUAUGUCUGAAAUUGCUGGGUGCUCUUAUUCCUCGAUUUUCACAUCAUCUGAUGCAUCCAACGAUAUAAGUUUACCUUUGAUUGCAUUGGAUUGA
Molecule: messenger RNA, 801 nt
Organism: Leptosia nina
Lineage: Eukaryota; Metazoa; Arthropoda; Insecta; Lepidoptera; Pieridae
Source: the annotation of a GenBank genome assembly